GCGGUUUUCACUUAACGCGGGACCCUCUGGGUUCAAUUGACCGCGUUAAGUGGGGUACAACUGUAUAUAUAUAUCAUGAUGUUUUAAUAUUCACUGACAAGAUGCUCUUCUUCUUCACAGGAUAACAACAAGCCAGAAGACUGUAAUGUCUGUUUUGACAACUUUGACGAAGGUCUUCAUCGCCCGCGGUGUCUGCCAUGUGGCCACACCUUCUGCACUGUCUGCAUUGUUGACAUGAUAAAGAACUCUCAGUUCACCUGUCCCAACUGCUGUGCUGACCACAACACUUUGGCUGUUACUGAUGUAACUCAACUUCCCAUAAACUAUGGGAUGGAAUCAUUCAUAAGGAGACUUAAAGGUGUGUCGUUCAAGCCAGCACAAACAAAAGCACCAACAAAACCUCCUCAAGAUGGACCCAGAGGCAUUAGCAAGAAGUUACGGUCCUUGUUGCAGGAGGAGAUGAACAAGGUCAUCAACCUCAUCACUGCCUGUGAUGAGAAACUGUCCCAGCUGGGAAACUAUGGGAAGAAGGUGAAAGGCUUGAAAACUGAACACAAGCUUCUUGAGGACAGACUGAAUGGUCUGCUGGAACAAAACAAGGCAGCAAAAGAACUUGUGGAGCAGGAGGAGACCAGUGUGGAGGAUAUGAGCACUGAAGGAGAGGAAGAAAAGCAGCAGCUGCAGGCUGUGCUGGAGUGCCUCGACACAGUCAACUCUCUUCAGGAGGUCGGCAUGGCCAUCGACGACGCUGAUCGGCGUAGUGUGGUGACAGAAGAUUGGAUCCAGAAGUGCCAGGAACAAUUCCCAAACGUGAACACUGUCCACACCUCAGUGAAGGUGCAGGAGAGCAUCAGGUUGGCCCUGGACAUGAUACCCACAGAGGCUGUUGCCACAGCUGCCCCCCUUCAUCUGGGAGACUCAGCCUCCACCAUCUUGGAGAAAUUUGAUAAAAUCAAUACAAACAAAUUAACU
Molecule: messenger RNA, 972 nt
Organism: Homarus americanus (American lobster)
Lineage: Eukaryota; Metazoa; Arthropoda; Malacostraca; Decapoda; Nephropidae
Source: RefSeq, a predicted model, not a curated record